UUCAAUUUCUCUUUUUCUCUUUGGUUAUUGUCAAGUCUCUGGAUGGAUGUAUAUGCUUGUGCUUAUCUUCUUGACUUGUCUACCGACCCACAGAAAUUAAGCUUGGAGAUAUUUAUAUGAAUUAUGAGCUUUUGACGGCUGGAGGUCCAAAUGCUACCCUCCCAUAGGGCGACAAGUCCUUUAUUAGUGGAAAUCACUUACGGGUUGGUCUGCUUUUAUACAGUGAAGAGAAUUGGGUCAGUGCAAAAUGGUGUCUCAAACAGCUGAUCUUUUGAAAAAUGAGCUUCCUCUUGAGCUGGAGGCUGUGGUUUUGCCUGAGGAUGGUGUGACCGGCCUUGUUCUUGUGGAUAUCAUCAAUGGAUUUUGCACUGUUGGUGCUGGAAAUCUGGCUCCAAGAGAACCCAACAGGCAGAUUUCAGGAAUGAUCAAUGAAUCAGCAACGUUGGCCAGGGUGUUUUGUGAGAAGAAUUGGCCUGUUCUCGCAUUUCUUGAUUCCCAUCAUCCUAACAAGCCUGAGGAACCUUACCCUCCUCACUGUAUUUCAGGCACCGAUGAAUCAAAUUUAGUUCCUGCUCUACAGUGGUUAGAAAAAGAAACAAAUGUCACAAUCAGGCGCAAAGAUUGCUUUGAUGGAUUUCUGGGUUCAAUUCAGGAUGAUGGGUCCAAUGUUUUUGUAGACUGGGUGAAGCACAAUCAGAUCAAAACUAUGGUGGUUGUUGGGAUAUGCACAGACAUUUGUGUGCUAGAUUUUGUUAGCUCAACAUUAUCGGCUAGAAACCUUGGAUUUCUGAGCCCUUUGGAGAAGGUAGUGGUGUAUUCUCGUGGCUGCGCCACCUUUGAUGUGCCGCUUCAUGUCGCCAGGAACACAAAAGGUGCUUUAGUUCAUCCUCAGGAGCUGAUGCAUCACGUAGGGCUUUACAUGGCAAAAGAAAGGGGAGCCAUAAUAGCAAGUGAGGUGUCAUUUGGGGCACAAAACCAGCAGCCAUAAAUCCAUGUCUUGCCUGUUGCAUCUACCCAGCAGUAAUCAAGGGCACUAGCAAUUGGCAAUUAUGAAGGACAUGUAUGCUUCCCCUUAAAGGGGUAUAUGGAAAUGGGAAUGUUUAUGUAGAAUUGCUCUCUAGUGUUGCCAAUUUAAUAAAUAAGAUAAAUAAUUGCUCUCA
This is a messenger RNA of Hevea brasiliensis (rubber tree), 1160 nucleotides long. RefSeq names its product nicotinamidase 1. Gene Ontology annotation, molecular function: nicotinamidase activity. Lineage: Eukaryota; Viridiplantae; Streptophyta; Magnoliopsida; Malpighiales; Euphorbiaceae. Bases 248 to 988 code for a protein of 246 amino acids. The record is from RefSeq and is a predicted model, not a curated record. Gene Ontology annotation, biological process: pyridine nucleotide salvage. The transcript is spliced from 5 exons.